Contarinia nasturtii (swede midge) is the source of this 861-nucleotide messenger RNA. Its product is annotated as putative ankyrin repeat protein RF_0381. Lineage: Eukaryota; Metazoa; Arthropoda; Insecta; Diptera; Cecidomyiidae. The coding region runs from base 1 to 861 and encodes 286 amino acids. The transcript is spliced from 9 exons. Gene Ontology annotation, molecular function: protein binding. The record is from RefSeq and is a predicted model, not a curated record.
AUGAUUUUGGCCGCCAAAGAAGGACAGGAGAAGAAUGUACGAAAUUUACUUGUAAACCCACGUAUUGAUGUGAAUGCACUAGAUUCUCAAGGCAAAACAUGUUUGCAUUAUGCAGCAAAAAAGGUAUUUGCCGGGAAUAAAAAUGUAGUUCAAUGGCUCAUUGAAAAUGGCACCGAUAUUGAAAAUAACUAUGAAACGACGCCGCUGGGAGGGCUCAUACCGCCGCUGAUGUUAGCAUCCAUAAAAGGUUAUGAGAAAAUAAGCAAAAUUCACCUUGACUACGGCGCUGAAAUAAAUAAUACAAUCGUUGUUAAUGCUUCAAUACGUAAAAUCAUGAAUGAAAUUCAAGUGCUCGUUGUCGAUUUAUUCAAUAUUUCUUUAAUUAAUCUAGGUUUAAGUAUGGAUAAUGAAACGACCUAUAAUUUACCAAUUCAUCUUGAUCGCACUUCUAGCAUUCAUUUUGAUGCUUACGCAGGUCAUUUAAAUGUUACUAAACGUCUUCUUGAAAAUGACGCAAACAUCAACGAUAAGGUGCACGGCGGCAGAAAAGCUUUAAAAGAUAGAGAGGAGUUCUUUUAUUUUAAACCAUUUGGAACCGCUCUUCAUUUGGCCGCUUGUGAAGGCCAUGAAAAUAUUGUUGUGCUAUUGAUUAAUUACGGUGCGGAUGUUAACAGUAAAAAUGACAUUGGUGAAACGACACUCACAAUGGCCAUUCAAAAAGGUCAUUAUAAUAUUGUGAAUUUGCUGAUUGAAAAUGAUGUGGACAUUGAGAGCAAAACGCUCUAUUAUGAAACGCCAUUGAUGGGAAUCGAUUUAAGUAUGGUAAUUAAGCGAUACUUGAUCUUUUCAGCUCGCUUGUAG